Trichomonas vaginalis G3 is the source of this 430-nucleotide messenger RNA. RefSeq names its product KilA, N-terminal/APSES-type HTH, DNA-binding family. The record is from RefSeq and is a predicted model, not a curated record. NCBI's taxonomy places the organism in Eukaryota, Parabasalia, Trichomonadida, Trichomonadidae. The transcript has a single exon. The annotation marks the transcript as partial. Gene Ontology annotation, molecular function: DNA binding.
AUGUCAGUCGAAGCAAAAACGUUCACGAACAAAUCUAAUGGCGAAGCAUUCACAAAAGGCACUUACAACGGUAUUGAAGUCUUACGUAGAGACAAGGAUGGUUAUAUAAAUGCAACAAAGAUGUGUCAGCAGUUUGGGAAAGACUUUAGAAGGUUGUUGGAAAAUAAGUCCUGGGAAGAGUAUUUUAAGGCAUUUUGUGAAGAAUAUACCAACCCGCGGAAUUCCGCGGGGUGCUUUUUAUACAAUGUUAAUGCAGGAAUUCCGGAUGAAAUCAAACAGGUUAGAGGAAUGUAUGUAGACCCAAGACUCGUAAACUAUAUUGCAAUGUGGGCUUCUCCAAAAUAUUGUAUAGCAGUUGGAAAAAUUAUGGACUCCAUAGACAAGAAAGUUCAUGAGAAGUUAGAUGAAGAAGAACUUGAAGAUACAGUAG